CGAGGUCAUUCACCCCUGUCAAACCAAAACAUACAAAGUCCACGUCGUGUGACCGAACGAGCAUUAGUUGUACUCCAUUUAUAUUCCUGCGUGGCGCUCACAUAGUAGCUUCUACAACUUUCCCUGCGUGUCUAGUGCAUUCUUAGAAAGACACAGAACAACUUUUCUGUCAGACUUAGAGACUUGAAGGUCAAAUGGAGGACGCAGACGACAGUAAAGUUACCGGCGCCGCAGCCCUGGCGGCGGCUCUGAAGGCCCAGGGGGUUGAGUACGCGUUCGGGAUCGUGGGGAUCCCGGUAGUGGAGGUGGGAUUCGCGCUGCAGAGGGCGGGGAUACACUAUGUGGGCAUGAGGAACGAACAGUCGGCAUGCUACGCCGCUCAGGCUAUAGGCUACCUGACCGGCAGGCCGGGAGUGUGCCUGGUUGUGUCCGGUCCGGGACUCUUGCACGUGAUUGGUGGGAUGGCCAACGCCAUGGUGAACUGCUGGCCACUGCUGGUGAUUGGUGGAUCCUCCGACACCGACCAGGAGAGCAUGGGCGCCUUCCAGGAGUACCCACAGGUAGAGAGCAGCCGACUCCACUGUAAGUAUGCCGCGAGGGUUCCCGAUGUGCGAGACAUCCCGUUCUUUGUGGAGAAGGCUGUGCGCAACAGCAUGUACGGGCGGCCAGGUGCAUGCUACCUGGACAUCCCAGGGCAGCUGGUCAACAAGGAGGCCGCGCAGUCGCAGCUGAGAACCGUGCCGUGCUGUCCACCCCCGCCGAAGGUGUUGGCAGAUCCCGCUGCAGUGGUUCGGGCGACCUCAGUGCUGACAAGGGCACAACGACCUCUAGUGAUUGUCGGGAAAGGUGCAGCGUUCUCCCGUGCGGAGGGAAGCGUUCGGCAGUUUGUGGAGAAGACGGGUCUGCCCUUCCUGCCCACACCCAUGGGGAAGGGCGUGGUACCUGAUGACCAUCCGCUCUGUAUGUCUGCUGCUAGGUCCCGUGCCCUGCUGCAGGCAGAUGUGAUCCUGCUGCUGGGAGCCAGGCUAAACUGGAUCCUGCACUUCGGCCUCCCUCCCCGCUUCAGCGCAACGGUCAAGACUAUACAGGUUGAUGUGUGUGCAGAGGAGAUGGGUAACCCUCGGCCAGCUGAAGUGGCUUUAGUUGGGGACGUGGACUGUGUGGUGAAACAGCUGAACCAAGCAAUGGAUGAACACCACAGAGGCUGGAGGUUUGCUGCUGAGAAGCCCUGGUGGGUAAACCUGAAACAGAAGGCCGAGGUGAACAGGAAGGUCACACAGAAGAUGGCCGACAACAGGACACUUCCCAUGAACUACUACUCUGUCUUCCAGCACGUGAUCGAGGCCAUCCCCCAAGACGCCAUCAUCGUGAGCGAGGGCGCCAACACCAUGGACAUCGGGCGGACCAUGCUGCCCAAUCGGUUGCCACGACGACGGCUGGACGCCGGGACGUUCGGGACGAUGGGCGUGGGACUCGGUUUCGCCAUCGCGGCGGCUCUUUACGCGCGUGAUCAUCUUCCAGGAACAAAGGUUGUCUGUGUGGAGGGUGACAGUGCGUUUGGCUUCUCUGGGAUGGAGGUGGAAACUGUGUGCAGGUACCAACUGCCAAUCCUGUUCAUCGUGGUGAAUAACAACGGGAUCUACCAAGGUUUGGACCAGGAAACAUGGGGACACAUGGAACAGGCAGGCACACAGCUUACACUGGUCAGCCCUCCUACAUCUCUACUGCCCAACGCUCGAUAUGAACAGGUGCUGACUGCAUUUGGCGGAAAAGGCUACUUUGUAGCGACCCACGAGGAGUUGCGAAGUGCCCUGAGGACUGCAACGUCGGACGAUCGCGCCUCGCUGAUCAAUGUGAUGAUCGAACCGACGUCCACACGCAAACAGCAGGACUUCGACUGGCUAACACGAUCCAGUCUCUGAUUUUUGUAGACCGAAAACACAAAAAAUUCAGCAGUUAACCUUCUCCCUGCUACCUAGUCAAAUUAUAUUGUGAAAAAUUUUGCUAGUUGAAACUAAGUCUCUGAUUUUUUGUAGGCCAAAAAAAAAAGGAAAAAUUCAGCAGUUAACCAUCUACCUGCUGCCUACCUGUAAUCAGUGCAAAUUUGGUGCCAAAAGGCUGUCUUGGCAGGAAAAUGGUUAAGAUAUCUCUAAGUCUAACCAUGAUAUUUUCCUUGCCUCUGUAUGAUUGUGUAUAAUAGUAAGAAAAUGUUAGUGUAAAAAAUUAAACGUGUAAUAUUGUACCUAAUUUAUCUUUCACUGAGGCUACCAAGUCAAUGACUGAUGUAUGACGUUAGAUGUUAUGAGCUUGCAAAUUGAAUGACAAUUUAUUAGGCAACAUAUGGACAGGACCAU
Molecule: messenger RNA, 2354 nt
Organism: Branchiostoma belcheri (Belcher's lancelet)
Lineage: Eukaryota; Metazoa; Chordata; Leptocardii; Amphioxiformes; Branchiostomatidae
Product: 2-hydroxyacyl-CoA lyase 1-like
Exons: 11
Coding region: 195-1922 (575 amino acids)
Biological process (GO): fatty acid alpha-oxidation
Cellular component (GO): peroxisome
Molecular function (GO): catalytic activity; thiamine pyrophosphate binding; magnesium ion binding
Source: RefSeq, a predicted model, not a curated record